Arabis nemorensis is the source of this 555-nucleotide messenger RNA. The record is from the annotation of a GenBank genome assembly. NCBI's taxonomy places the organism in Eukaryota, Viridiplantae, Streptophyta, Magnoliopsida, Brassicales, Brassicaceae.
AUGGAGAUUGAUCUCUCAAGAGUCACUCUCCGGCCGUUCGAGCUAAUGGACGCUCACGAUUUCUUGAUAUGGGCCGGCGAUGAUCGAGUGACUGGAAAUCUCCGUUGGCCGGUUUUAACAUCAGAAGAAGAAGCUUUGGCCUUCAUUCGAGACGUAUGUUUGCCUCAUCCAUGGCGACGUUCCAUCUGCAUCGAUGACCGUUCCAUCGGAUUCAUAUCGAUCUUCCCCGAGACCGGCGAUGAUCGAUUCAAAGCGCAUAUUGGGUAUGGAUUAUCUCACGAGUAUUGGGGAAAGGGAAUAACAACAAGAGCAGUGUCAAUUGCAGUAUCACAAGUGUUCAAUGACUUGCCUCAUGUUUUGAGGCUUCAAGCUUUUGUUCGAACUCAAAACAAAGCAUCCCAAAGACUUGUUGAGAAGAUUGGGUUUCAAAGAGAAGGUUUGCUCAGGAAGUACACUUAUCUCAAAGGUACAAUCUAUGAUGUGUUUGUUUAUAGUCUCUUGUCCUCUGAUCUUCUUCCUCUUCCACAAUCAUACUCAAGCCAAAUCGUCUUGUAA